Molecule: messenger RNA, 4577 nt
Organism: Uranotaenia lowii
Lineage: Eukaryota; Metazoa; Arthropoda; Insecta; Diptera; Culicidae
Product: putative mediator of RNA polymerase II transcription subunit 21
Exons: 6
Coding region: 477-1148 (223 amino acids)
Molecular function (GO): calcium ion binding
Source: RefSeq, a predicted model, not a curated record
UACGAUUUCAUAACUUAGUUUUGAAAGUCUGUAAAAUAUGGGUACUCUGAGCAAAAAUCAGAGUAAAAUCUGUGUUUGACCAAUAUCUGGACGAAGGGUCAUAACUGUGUUUUAGAGAAAAAUCUGGGCACCUGGCAACCCAGAAAACAGUAAACAAUGAGCUCCAUGUCUCGUACGCAGCCUUUCGGAAUUGCUCUCGGUAUAGCUCUCGGUGUGACGGCUUUAAACCAGUCCAGCUAGACAUCAGAAAAAACAUACGUGGAUUUUCAAGCUCGCCGCAGAGCUGCAUCUUUUUGGCAUUUAUUAACUAAGAAUAACCGGAUCACGAACGCAUGGUUUUGCGAGAUUUCCGGCUAAAAUCGGCCAACAGCAACUAAUCAACGAGAAAAGUGAAAGUGGGCUUGGAACGACAAUACAGGUGUUGGGUAUAUGUAAACCAGUUUGAGCAACAAAAAAAAAGAGCCAAAACCAGAAUUAUGAAACAGCUUCUCUUAACCUUGAGCCUGUUAGCAGUGGUGGCAUUUGGUCAACGAGUUGUGCCAGGAGUUAAUCCAAACCAAUAUCAGCAACAACAACAAUACCAACCUCCACCCCCACAGUACAAUCAACAGGCUCCACCACAACCGCACUACCAGCAACAGCAACCUCAAUACCAGCAACACCAGGGUCAAGUUCCGGUUCAGCCGCAGUUCCAGCAGGCUCCUCCCCAGCAUCAACAGCAACAACCUCACCAAGGAGGACAUGCACCUCAUGGGGGACAACCACAGCAAGUGCUAAAUACCAACAAUCUUCAACACGAGAAGCAACAUAUCGCUGAGCAUAUGGAUGUACCGAUCGAUACUAGCAAGAUGAGCGAACAGGAGCUGCAGUUCCAUUACUUCAAGAUGCACGACUCGGACAACAACAACAAGCUGGACGGCUGCGAACUGAUCAAAUCGUUGAUCCAUUGGCACGAUGAUGAUGUAAAAGUGGACCAAUCCGGUCGGCCAUUGCCGGAAAAGCAAAUUUUUUCGGACGAAGAUUUAGCCGGUAUCGUAGAUAUGGUGAUGAGUCAGAUGGAUACAAACGGAGACGGGUAUGUGAACUACGCCGAGUACAAACGGUCGGGCGUGGAGGAAAACCGCAAGUCCGAUUAUCCCGAAGCAUGAAAACAUCGUAUAGACGAGGAUAUUGAAAGAUUACAUUUGGUAUCGAUAAUAAAGCAUUUGCUAGUUUAAAAAAACGCUUUUGGUUGUGGGUUUAUUUUUUUCUGGAAUUUGUUUGACUUCCCAGCAGAAUUACUAAUAGGGAAAAAUUGUACAGAACGCACCAGUUAAGCAUAAACGCUAUUUAUAGCGAUAACAAUCAUUUAUGAACCAAAUUGAACAUUUCAGAUUAUUUAGGGAUCUAGUCUAGGAUCAAAAAGAAAAAAAAACAUGAUGAAAACUCAAUUUUGAUGACAUUCUUGUAAAUAACUAAAACAACUACAGUGAGCGAAAUAUGAAUAGUACCGCUAGGUAUUUUGCUUUUUAAAAUAUGAAUGAUUGAAAAUGAUUAAAAUUUUCUUUUACAGUUUGUUCUGAAUUGUUUAACGGAUAAAUCAAGCAUAAGUUUACUUUUUUUGGACGUAGCAAUUGGCGAUGAGGACCAAAAAUGAGGAAAAAGGGGUGCGAAAUUAGAAUAGUACCACUUGAGUUUUUCAACAAAAACGAGAUUAUUUUUUAAAAAUUACUGUGUAAAUUGUGCUUCUAAGGGUAAUUUGAAUAGAUAACUGCACUUUAAGGAUUUUUCUAGAAUUCCAAAAGUUUUCAUAGGUAGGUGUUAAAAGGGGAUUUUAAGAGAUGCUCCUCUAGCGUUAAGGAAUUUGAUAUUUGAGUUGUAAUUCUUUACCAAACUACUUACUUUCUUCAUUAAAUGGCGUGAAUUGAUGAAACAAACAUUCGGGAUUUAUUUUAAAUCAGAAAUUAAAUAGAUUGGAAAUCAAAAACUUAGAUUUUUUUCAGUAAACCACACUUUUUCCAGUUUCAAGUCGUAGAUGGCAGCACUAGCUAGCAGUUAAAACCAAAUUAAGUCUCAAUAUUGAUUUUCCAUGAUUAUUUAGGUCCAUUUUAAUCAUUUAAAGGAAUUUUCCCAUCACAAUUUUGUACAAGUUCAUGCUGCAGAAAGCUUUUCCGGAUUUGCAAAAGAAUCACCAGCACAAGAAUGUACAACCGCCAAAAUUCCUGCUCAUCUCAACUUGCGAUUCAAUUGCAAAUCAUAACAAUAAUACUGCUAGCCGUCUGGUCCAUCAAGCUCCAUCGCAAAGUACAAAUUUAUUCUGACAAUCGGUCCAAAAAGUUCACUUUUAGUGACCUUGAUGCAAUUCUGUUUUUUUUUUUAUUUAGUGAUCUUAGAAUUUCCAUGGCAUUUACACGGUACCAUGUACUUAUUUCGAGACCAAAAUCAUCCAGCCCGCCCUAAUUAAUCCCGGAUAUUCGAAAAUGGGCAUGCAUUUGGUUAAAUUGCAAGAUAGUGCUGCCAUCUAUGACUCGAAACUAGAAAAAUAGUGUUUGACUUAAAAAAAACAUUGGAAAUUUUCAAUUCCAACCUGUUUUUUUGGAUUCAAAUUCAGCCUCAAAUCUAUGUUUCAUCAUUUUGCAUUCAUAUUUAUGAAUGUUAAUGAAGAAAUCAAGCAGUUUGAUAAAGUUUUAUAGCUCAAAUAUCAAAUUCCUUAACGCUAGAGGAGCAUCUCUUUAAAACCCCUUUUAAUACCUUUGAAAACCUUCGGAAAUCUAGAAAACUCCUAAAAUGCAGUUAUCUAUUCAAAUAAUUCGUAGAAGCAUUAUUAUUCACUUUUACACAGUAAUUUUUUAGAAAUAAUCUUGUUUUUGUUGAAAAAAUCAAGUGGUUGGUACUAUUCUUAUUUCGCACCCCUUUUUCACAUUUUUGGUCCUCAACGCCAAUUGUUACGUCCAAAAAAGUAAACUUAUGCGGAUUCAAAACAAACUGUAAAAGAAAAUUUUCGUGAUUUUCAAUCAUUAAUAUUUUAACAAGCAAAACACAUAGUGGUUCUAUUCUUAUUUCGCUACAGUGAGCGAAAACAAAACACUAUUGUGAUAGAACGCCACAACUAGUGUACAGAACGCAUCAUACCGAAAGGGCUUCCGAAAAUGUAGCUUUAAAAAAAAAUUAAAAUGAAGAGUUAACCAAGUUGAUCUUUUUUUAUCGGCUAUAUCGGUGAAAUUUUAUAUUCUUCGAGGAAGAAUAUUUAAGAAUUCAAAGAUUAUAGACGGAUAUAAGAUUAGAAUAAGGUGAAAGAUGUUGAAAAUGAGCGGAACGGUUAUUUUAAUUUGAAAAACUUUUCAUCCCAUUUCAUCGCUUUGAGCUUAUCUUCAAUUACCUUCCGCUCAUUUUCAACAUUUUUCACCUUAUUCUAAUCUUCUAUCCAUCUAUAAUCUUUCAAUUCUUAAAUAUUCUUUCUCAAAGAAAAUUUAUAACAUUUCACCGAUAUAGCCGGUAAAAGAAUAAUAAAAAAAACUGCCAGAUAUCCUUAUAAUUGAAACACAGACAAAUUAAAACGCCUUCAAGUAGGCAACAAAAUUCAAGUUCUUGGCUGUAAUCGCGGAAAAUAUGGAGGCAGAUAUUUUUUUUUUCGAAUCGAAAUAAAAUAUCUGCCCCUUUAAUAAGGACGAAAUUUGUUAUAAUUAUGCAUUCAUGUUGGAGUAAACAAAUUAAAAAUAAUUACAUUUCGGUUCGAUAUUCGAUUUACGUAAUACAUGUGGUUUUGCGUGAUUGUUUUUAGUUGAAAUUUCUGGAAAGUUUGUUAAAUAUAACAAAAUAUUUAUAGUUACCCGAAAGUGCAUAUACUAGAGGAAAAUGUAAAGUUGCAAAUUUAUCAGCUUGGGCAGGCUGGUUUACCAUAAAACCUUAUAUGAUUAGAAGUUUCUAGAAGAUUUGAUAAAUCCUGCUGUUUCUAAGAAUUAAAGUCGUUUUAGUAAACUAUUCACCAGAGACAUAUUAGAAAAACUUGAAGAAAAACAUCAUUUGAAGCCAUAGGUCAGCGUAUUUCUGAGAAAUAAUGGCAUGGGCCAUCUUAACACGCUGGAGCGUCUUGUACAGUUUUUCCCCACUAGAAUAAGUUUGCCAGAUUGCCCGGUUUCCUCUGGGUUUGCCCGGAUAUUUUAUACAAAUUUGGGAAAAGGCCGGUCCGGCCCGAUGUCUCAGAUUGCUUUUAAAAAGCCCAAUUUUUUCCAGGAUAUAUUAAAAUAGUUUUCCAAAUCCAACAAAAAAACAAAUUGUGUCAUCAUUUUUUUUAUUUAUGGAGCCUUAAAUACGACUUAAAAUCUGCUGUUGAGUUUUGAUGAACAUUUUUUUUUCAUUUUGUUUUUGUUGAUUUUUGUUUAGUAAUUCCUGGGCUUUGACCAAAUUUGCCCGUAUUGGGUUGUCAAUUUUGAAAUGAAAUGCCCGGAUUUUACCAGGUUUAUAAAAUAGCCCGGAUUUAACUGGCCCGGAUAUGUGCUGAAAAAAAUCUGGCAACCUUAUACUAGAAGCACACUAACAAUGCAAAGUGAUUUUUUAAAAAAGUUAUUUAAGUUUGUAUCUAACAAUUUCGUUUUGAU